Bacidia gigantensis is the source of this 2961-nucleotide messenger RNA. RefSeq lists its product as uncharacterized. The record is from RefSeq and is a predicted model, not a curated record. Lineage: Eukaryota; Fungi; Ascomycota; Lecanoromycetes; Lecanorales; Ramalinaceae. The transcript has 2 exons. The coding region runs from base 1 to 2961 and encodes 986 amino acids.
AUGGAUUCAUCAUGGCUGCAAAAGCCGACGAAAGACACAGAGAAGACUGAGACUGAGGCACGAGCAACUCCAUUUGCCAAUACACGGAAGCUGUUUGCUGUAGAUGCGUCAGGCUCCACCAGUGGGGCCCCAAUGGAAGCCGAAAAGCACUUUGUCCUUGGCCUUAGCAACCUCAAGGAGGAUGUCGUAUGCAAGUGGGGUCACAGCUGCAACAUUCCCCAGACUAUCGACUCUGUACCCUCAAGUUAUUUCAAUGGCUGGGAUGGAACAGCGCCGGCUUGUAUCCUACAACAGCCUGCAGCUGUUGACGCGAUUCAGGCAUCUGAUUUCUGGGUGCUGCUCACUGAUGGAGAGAUUGCAGCUCGGGACGUCGAACAACUCACGGUCCUAGCAGAACAGCAGAAUAUCACCCAGAUUCCGGUCAUCCUGUUGAUCGUUGGCCCACGCCGGUCUGAGCCAAGAAGUGAGAGCAUAUCGGUCGGUAUCUCAUUCUUUGCUGGCGCCCGUGACGCUAUGAUUCUUUACAAGGACAUUUACAAGAAGACAAUCUACCUGAUUGAUGCCAAGGGUGCUUUUCAAUCUCUCAAGGGAGCGACAGACAGUGACUUGACAGAUUGGAACAAGCUUCCAGCGUUCAAAAGCGAGCAAGCUCUCAAAGAUGAACUCAUUGCACAUAAUAUUUCGUUUGAGGCGGAUCGUAGCCAAAGACAGCAGCAAGGAAUCUCACUUGGCCCAGAGUGGGACGCCGCAACGGAUCAUGCGAUAGUCAAAAUCGCAGACCUUCUUGACCAGGCUCAUAUUAGCAUCGAAAAUUUACGAACUCUGCUUCAAGAGGAAGCGACCAACCAGCUAGCGUUAGCCUGUAAGAUUAGGGGGCGCCUGAAUGACCUGCGUAAUCUGUUCAUUCGACACAAACAGCAGGAGGUUGUCGUCCGCCUAGAGGACCGCCAUGGCGCCGGUGAAAUCAUGAGAAAGCUGCAUGGGGCGCCGGAUCCUAUACAGCGAGCUCCUUUGGAGGACGAGUUGAGAAAGGCGCAUACUUUCAAUCGAGCCACGUAUCAGCAGCUACGAGACUCCCCGAAUGAAGACGCAAAGCGUGCAACAGAAAUCAAUCGGCUCAUCGACCGGGCUCUGCGCAUCAUUUCGGGCUUUGAAAAGGCUUCCUACACCGCUGAUAUUUUGGAUCGUAAAAGUAACCGAGCUCGGCGGGCUGAGGUCGUCUCGACUGCUGAUACAGACGUCAAGCUUGCGGCUUUGGAUCUGGGAGGGGAUGUCCAGGCUUUCCGCGGCGACUGUCUGAUAUGUUGUGGAGACGAUGAGAUCAUGUCCGUUGCCUUGAAGAAGCUUGAUACGGUUGAAGAAAAUACGAGCGACUUCGCUCUGAACUUUCCACUCGCUGCAGCUCAAUCAAAGCGAAACACAAGCAUUGUCUCCGCCCAGGCCAUUUGUUUUCAAUGCGCACUUCUGCUGGAACGAUCGAUAUACCAAGAGGAUAUCAUUUCAGUGAUUCCUACCCUUCACUACGACGGUGCAAACAGAGCUUACAUCAACCAUCAGCUCUAUCUUGCCUUGACAGCGGGACUUGCGACUGGUGUUUCAGGCGUAGUGCAAUUGUUUCUAGGGAUCCUCGACGCAACCCUAGAGACCAAGACUUGGUGUGCGAAAGGCUCAUCCUCAGACCCGGAAGCUCUGGCUCGAAGAGAGACGCUUGAAUGGCUUCUAAAGGACAUGCUAAAGAACUGUUCAUGUCGAGAGACCUUUUCAGAGACAGGUCAAUGGGUGAAAUAUCCCAAAGCAUUGAAGUGGGCCGCUGAGGAGUUCAGAGAAGCAAAGUUCGACAGCUGGAUCAUUCAAUACCCUAUCGCUGGCUUCACCCAAAUGAUGCGUUGGUUUGAAAUACUUGACUUGAGCGUCGAUGGCGAGCUCUUGACCGCAAUCCGUCAUGCGAAGCUCAUGCAUUUCAUCAUCAGCCAGAUCAUGUCCCAUCUACUAAAGUCCGACGCCGACGAGAGAAAAUGGACCCAACCAUUCCUCGCACUACUCUAUCAAUCCUUCAAUGCGCCCACCGUACCAACAGACCUCGGCCAGAACUCGAUCGUCGCCGCGCCAGAUUUCUGGCAAAGGCUCCCCGCCGCUCUGCCCGACUGGUCAGACGUCAAAAGCUUCUUGGGUCUCUACAACUCCGGGUGCGACGACCACGUCGUCAAUCGUAUCCAACUAAUAACAUUCUACGCCCUAUUCACCCAGAAAGCCCACACAACACCGAAGACAUUCUUCCGCAUCACCGCACCAAAGGAGCCUUUAGCACACGCAGCUCUCGACACCACAACCCCCAAUCUCCCCUCCGCCGCCGUGGCCUCCGUCCUCCUCUCAAUCUUCACCCAAGAGAAGCGGUCCGACCCAGCCUUCAUCCUGCACGACGAGGGCGCCAUGGUCCCCUUCACAGAGAAAGCGAACGCGCUCCGCGAGCGCCGCGCAAAACACCUCACUGACGUUUUUAGAGCGAAUAAGGAUUUCGUCAGUCAGACGGGUCUGCCGGAGAACACGAUCGCGCCAAGUCCGCCGACGAGUUCUCAUAAUAAUCUGCAUAUCAGCACGGCGAGGGCGUGGGCGAGACUGGAUGCGCGGCAGCGGGGGAUGAUUAUUGUAGCCGUUGACCGGGCUGAUGGAGGAGGGGAUGGGGGGGAUGGGGGGGAUGGGGGUGGCAAAGAGCGCGAGGCGUUGGAGAAUUUCGUGACAAAUGUGAUGGUGGAGAUCUGCGCUACGUCGCGCAGGGGCGAUGUUUAUGAUAGCAGGGUUGAGGGGCAUGUGCGCGCUGUGUUGCCGUCGUUCGUGGAGGCGUUGAAGAGGGCGAGUUCGAGAAAGGGGAUGGAGGAUGUGAGUGGGGUGGCGUUUGAGUUUGUUUGGACUGAUAAUACUAUUUUGUGGAAGAUGGUGUAUGAGUUGGGUCUUGAUUCGUGA